Molecule: messenger RNA, 1527 nt
Organism: Kwoniella botswanensis
Lineage: Eukaryota; Fungi; Basidiomycota; Tremellomycetes; Tremellales; Cryptococcaceae
Exons: 8
Coding region: 1-1527 (508 amino acids)
Biological process (GO): transmembrane transport
Cellular component (GO): membrane
Molecular function (GO): transmembrane transporter activity
Source: RefSeq, a predicted model, not a curated record
AUGGCUGAAGACAAGAUUCACAUCGACAAUGCUGUGGAGCAGGAGGUACCUUAUGGUGACGAAGACAACAACAAGCACCGCAACAUUCUCGAUUUAGCUGCCAGAGCGCACUACGAGCAUAUCGAUUGUACCGAGGAGGAAAGUAAAGCUGUCCUCCGAAAGAUCGAUUGGCGACUCAUGCCAAUGCUGAUCUGGAUUUAUGGUCUCCAAUACGCCGAUAAGCAGUCUCUUACUUUUGCAUCUCUGAUGGGUAUCCGAGAGGACAUUCACUUGAACCUUCAAUCGCAAGAAUACUCUUGGGCUGGAUCCAUCUUCUACGCUGGCUACUUGGCCGCUCAGAUUCCUGCGACCUAUCUAAUGAAACGAUUGCCCAUCGGUAAAUUCAUUUCCGUCAACAUCAUUUGUUGGUCCAUCAUUUUGGCCUGUCACGCUUUGGUUCACAAUUACACUGGUAUCUUGAUCUGUCGAUUCUUAUUGGGUUUCUUUGAAGCCACCAUCACACCCGCAUUCGUCUUGAUCAUCUCUAUGUGGUACAGACGUACCGAGCAAGCUGGUAGAAUGGCUUUAUUCUUAGCUGCCAAUGGUAUGGCCACCAUCAUCGUCUCACCUGUUGCCUAUGGUCUCUCCGGCCUUGUGAGCCCUGCUAUUGCUUCUUGGAAAGUUCUCUAUAUCCUCUUUGGUCUCCUCACUUUCUUUACCGGAGCGUUUUACUUUUACGCGUUACCUGACUCCCAAAUUUCAGUCGGAUGGUUAUCCGAAAGAGAAAAAGCCAUCGCCGUAGACAGGAUCAAGGAGAACGCUCAAGGUAUCGGUAACUACGUCUGGCAAUGGUACCAAGUCCGAGAAGCUUUCCAAGACCCAAGGACAUACCUUUACUUCUCUUUCUCCAUGUUCAUGAACAUCCCCAACGGUGGUAUCGGUACUUUCGGUUCUUUGAUCAUCAACUCAUUCGGUUACAGUAAACGAAUUUCACUCUUGUUCAACUUGCCUCUGGGUGCGAUCGAUAUGUUCUGUAAACUCAUCAUCAUGAACUUGUCCGAUCGAUUCAGAGAUCGAACCGGGUUUGGUAUGCUGGCUAUGUGUCUCCCAUUCGUCGGUGGUCUCAUCAUGCUCUUGGCCCCUCAAAACAAUAAAGGUGUACUUCUCUUCGGAUACUCCCUCAUUGGUGCUGCUGGAACAGGUUGGGGUCUUCUCAUGACCUCAUUGAGUGUCAACACUGUCGGUUAUACCAAGAAGGCCACCGCUGGUGCAGUGCAAAUCAUUGCUUAUGGUAUUGGUAAUUGGAUCGGUCCUCAAACCUUCCAAGCAAAGACGGCCCCUCAAUACAGGACCGGUAAAAUGAUCUUGGCCAUCUUCUAUGGUCUUGCAAUUGCCAACUUGUUCGCCUUGAGAAUCGUUAACAUGAUCGCCAACAAGCGAAGAGACAAGAAAGCUAGAGAAGAUCCAGCCAGUAUGGUUCAACCUGAUGAUGCGGCAGCGAGGGAUUUGACCGAUAAAGAACAACCUGCGUUCAGAUAUAUGUUGUAA